Molecule: messenger RNA, 1240 nt
Organism: Rosa chinensis
Lineage: Eukaryota; Viridiplantae; Streptophyta; Magnoliopsida; Rosales; Rosaceae
Product: binding partner of ACD11 1
Exons: 5
Coding region: 279-1043 (254 amino acids)
Molecular function (GO): RNA binding
Source: RefSeq, a predicted model, not a curated record
AGACAUUAAAAAUGUUCCAAAAUUUAAUGAAAGCUUCGAAAGUGUUACCUUUUCAGUUCGAGACAAGUAGCGCUGACCCAUUUGGCACCUUUAUCUUAUCUCAACUGAAAACCAGAUUCCCCGCCAAUCGGAUCACAGACAACUCCGGCGGCGGCCAAAAACCGGAGUUCCACGUUCUUUCAACCCCUUAAAACAACGCUCCUUCUUCUUCUCUCCGACCCUCAUCAACAUUCAAUCCCAGGUUCAAUCAGUUGAGCUUGUAAGAGGGUUUGAGGAAAAUGUACCCUGGUGGUUACACUGCUGAAGUUACGAGCUUAUCCGCUAAAGCUACUGAGAAGGAUGUUUUCGAUUUCUUCAGUCACUGUGGUGCAGUUGAGCAUGUUGAAAUCAUGAGAUCUGGCGAAUAUACCUGUGCUGCAUAUGUGACAUUCAGAGAUGCUUAUGCUCUUGAAACUGCUAUUUUGCUCAGUGGAGCCAGGAUUGUAGAUCAAUGUGUAUGCAUAGCACGCUGGGGAAAUUAUGUUGAUGAGGUUGAUUCUUGGCACAGUCCCGCAUACAACUCUGAAAACCACAGUAGCUCAACGGCUAUUCACACAAGCCAGUUCGUUUCUAGCCCUGGAGAGGCAGUAACUGUUGCUCAGGAAGUUGUCAAAACAUUGGUAGCCAAGGGAUAUGUUCUGGGACAAGAUGCAUUAGUCAAGGCGAAAGCUCUUGAUGAGUCCUAUCAAGUAUCAGCUACUGCAGCAGCCAAGGUUUAUGAGCUUAGCGAUCGAAUAGGGCUCACUGAGAGAAUUCAAGAAGGCAGGGAAGUUGUUAAGUCACUAGACGAGAACUUCCAUGUUUCAGAUAUCACCAAAUCGGCUGCAACUGCUACCGGAACGGCAGUAGUGGUAGCAGCAACAGUUACUGGGAGAGCAGCCUUAGCAGCAGGAAGCGCUGUAGUGAACAGCAGCUACUUUGCCAAGGGAGCUCUUUGGGUUUCGGACAUGUUGACUCGUGCAGGCAAAGCUGCAGCUGAUUUGGGCAGUCAUGACAGUAAAUAAGGAACACCAUUUCUCUAGUAUGUUCAUCUGUAUCAAUCAAUUUCUUUACAAAAGAAUAACAAUCUGCUAAAUGCAAGCCUAGUAUAUAGAGAUUGUCUCUCUAAAUCCUCUAUCUGAAUAUUUGUGCAUCAAAAACAAUGUUGAAAAUUUUGUAAAAAUUGUUGAAUGAAAACAGAGGUCAGUCUAAAUUGUCUUGA